Molecule: messenger RNA, 273 nt
Organism: Letharia columbiana
Lineage: Eukaryota; Fungi; Ascomycota; Lecanoromycetes; Lecanorales; Parmeliaceae
Exons: 2
Coding region: 1-273 (90 amino acids)
Source: RefSeq, a predicted model, not a curated record
AUGGAUGGUACAUUGAGCUGGGAAGCUGCACGGCCGUUGAAGGGCGGCUUCGGUGGUAGUCAACCCGGAGGAAUCUCCCCUGAUUUGCCCGUCAUUGGUGCCGCCAAAUCACAAGGCAAGGGUUACAUGAUGGCAUUGAGCACGCUCCAGUACAAGAAUGCUGUAUAUGACUCCUCUCUUUCAUUGACCAAAGACAUUCGCCAAAUCACAGCAGAUAGAAUGGCACCAAUGUCUAUCGUGCAGGCGGCCUCAACCUACUUCUUCGCAUUUUGA